This is a messenger RNA of Pelodiscus sinensis (Chinese soft-shelled turtle), 654 nucleotides long. The record is from RefSeq and is a predicted model, not a curated record. NCBI's taxonomy places the organism in Eukaryota, Metazoa, Chordata, Testudines, Trionychidae.
AUGCCAGGAGCCACGGCGGGUUACUGCAUUCGGGAUUACCACGACAGCGGCCGGCAGGAGGUGAGGAAUUUGUUCGUGACCGGCAUGCGCGAUUACGCCUCCAAGUGCUACUGGCAUAUGUUGACGCGCCAACGCACUCUCCUGGGCCUCCUCGCUGUGAGCGUCGCGCUGUUCCUGAGCUCCGGUUCCCUGCUCCUCGCCCUGCUGGCUGCCCCUGCCCUGUUAGCUGCCGCCUGGCGCCUGCUGGACUCUUACUUUGGUUGGUUCAUCCAGCUGUGUUUGGAAGACGACCUGCGGGACAUCCAGAAAACCUACCUGGAGGGGGAAGAUUCCCAUUUCUGGGUGGCUGAGUCUGAUGGGGAGGUGGUGGCCACAGUCGGUGCCAAGCCCUCUGCUCCUUCUGGAGAUGGCGAGCGCAGAAGGAAGAGGGGCAUUGCCAGAGCUCUGUGCAGGACAGUCCUUUGCUUCGCCCAGCAGCGCGGCUACAAGGGGGUGACCCUGAUUGUGGGAAUUUGGAAUUGGGAGGGCCGGAGGCUGUACAGGAGCCUGGGGUUUAGAGAGAUCGACCGCAUCUCUCCCAAGGUGCUAGUGGGGAAGAUAUUCGAGGACGUUAUUCUUUGUUACCGGUAUGACAGCCCAGCUGGGAGCAGCUGA